GACGACGGACCACUUUUGACAUCAUUGUGAGCUUUUCCACCGCAAAACGCGCAGUCUGUUUUGGUCUAAUUAGUUAUUUUACAAAAUCGCAAAAAUGAGAACUUUUAUGAUCCUCGCCUUGUUCUGGCCGGCUCUUGUGAGCUCGUGUGACCUUGUCCCAGUAGGGCCUCCUUCUUGCCUCGACCUCACGAGUACGUCGCACAUCAGUACAGACACACAAUUUGGCCAGUAUAUCGAAGGUUCUGGUACAAAUAGAAAGGGGGAAAUGUUUGCCGUGAAUUAUGGAAACGAUUCCACACUUUUCGCCCUAGGUCAAUUCCAUCCGCAACAACGCCUCUUCUACGCCGACCCUGUACCAAACACGCACUUUAACGGGAUAAGAUUUCUUAACGAUAAUACAGCAUACACCGUGGACGUUGCGAACCAUCGCGUCCUCCAACUAACGGUGAACGAGUACCCAGACGGUCCAACUGUUGUGGGAUCAUCAGUUUUUUGCGCGGAUCCCACCAUGCUCCAACCCAAUGACCUCACCCUGUCCAAACUGGGCACAGUUUUUACGUCGGGGAUGAGAUGGCUUCAGGACACGAAUGACACUCAUGGUGAUAUUUGGAGCUGUCUGCAAAAUGGAGAGGUGAAACGCUUAGAGGUGAUGGGGCGCACCAACGGAAUCGACCUCUCCCCCGAUGAUACUAAACUAUACGUUUCCGAAUCCUACACCAGGGGAGGAACACCAUACGUUCAAAAAAUUUGGCUUUAUGAUGCCAACGUCACGACCGGAACUAUUUCUGGAAAACGUCUCUUUGUUGACUUUGAAGUUCUCGACGGUACUCAAAAUGUUGACAUUGAUGGAAUGAAGACUGACGUGGCUGGGAAUCUGUGGGUCACUCGACAUGGUGGCAGAGAAGUCGUCGCGUUUGAUUCGACAGGGGCCGUUAUUGCUCGAGUACGACUCACAUUCCCAAAUCCGACCAACCUCGAGUUUGGGGGACCUUCAGGAAGGACCAUCUACGUUGUUGGAAAAUGCGACGGGGCUAAUACCGGAUGCACUGAUACACUCGAAGUUGUCACACCGGGAAGGUCAUGGUCUAAUUUGCAGCCAUCAGGCUCCAGUACGCUAAGCAAAGGGGUAGCAUACGACCGAUUGAGUCGAGAUAUUUUGUGGGGAAUGGUAUUUGGAAAAACUUUGCUAAAUAAUGUCAACAAUUAAGAAGAAAAAAAAUGUUACAAAAUAAACUUGUCACUUUUUCUGAUGAAUAACUA
Messenger RNA from Folsomia candida, 1260 nucleotides. RefSeq names its product gluconolactonase. The transcript has 6 exons. The record is from RefSeq and is a predicted model, not a curated record. Bases 95 to 1207 code for a protein of 370 amino acids. Lineage: Eukaryota; Metazoa; Arthropoda; Collembola; Entomobryomorpha; Isotomidae.